AUGGCGACGGAAGAGGAGCAGGUCAAAUUGGCGCAGAACAAGCGACCCCAUUCCGAAGUGGAAGCCGACGAGGACGGAAGCGAAUCAUCGGACGAUGACUUCGGUCCGGCCCUGCCCUCCGCUGAUGCGCCCAAGAAGAAGCGCCGGAAGCUUCCCUUCGAAAAGGUCUACGUCAAUGCGCUCCCAGCGUCGCCCCGUUACUCCAAAUCGCUCAUGCACAAGGAUCAACUGUCCUUUGCGACAGUGACGCCGCAUACCGACUUCCUGAUUACAUCGUCAAUCGAUGGAGUAGUGAAGUUUUGGAAGAAGAUGGCUGUCGGGGUUGAGUUUGUCAAGGAGUUCCGCGCCCAUGCCACCGAGAUCAAGAGCGUGAGUGUGAGCGCCGACGGCCGAAGCUUUGCGACAACCGGAGCAGACAAGACGGUCAAGAUCUUCGAUGUGAUCACUUUCGAUUUACUUGCUAUGCUAACUCUCGACUUCGAACCCCGGUGCAUCUGCUGGGUACACCCCCGCGGCGCAUCUCUACCACUCCUCGCCGUUACCGACGAUGGCAGCAGCACAAUCCAGAUAUACGAUGGCCGCGGCGAGAACCCAUCUCCCCUCCACACCCUCAAGGCUAUGCACCGCAAUCCGGUCUCCGCCAUCGCCUUCAAUGAUGCCUACAACUGCGUGAUAUCCGCCGACUCGUCCGGCAUGAUCGAAUACUGGCGCGCCUCAGACAGCACCUUCGAGAAACCCGACAACGUCUUCGAGCUCAAAUCCUCCACGAACCUAUUCGAAUUCAAAAAAGCCAAAUCUACCCCAUCCUCUAUAACAAUCUCCCCCUCCGGUAAACAGUUCGCAACAAUCUCCUUCCCCGACCGCCAAAUCCGCGUCUUCGACUUCGCCUCCGGCAAGCUCUACCGCAAAUACGAUGAAUCUCUCUCCACAAUCACAGACAUGCAGCAAGCCGGAACAGCCCUACAUACCCUGGACGCCGUCGAGUUCGGCCGCCGCCUCGCGGUAGAGCGCGAGCUCGAGAACCCCGUCACAGCGCCAAAGGCAAACGUCAUCUUUGACGAGUCCAACCAUUUCAUCCUCUACGGCUCGCUCUACGGCGUUAAAUGCAUCAACACCUACACGAACCGCGUCGUCCGCGUUUACGCGAAAGACGAACCCUUCCGCCCCCUGAACCUCGCAAUGUACCAAGGCCAGCCCUCAAAGAAGGGCGUCGUGACAGUGUCAAUGGCCGCGAGCGCAAACCCACUCCUAGCAGAGGCCGAAGAGCGUGAUCCAAUCUUGGUAACAACCGGCUUCGCAAAACUCCGCUUCUACCUCUUCACAAACGACACCGAAAUCUCCAAGUCCACACGCGACGUCCACAACGAGAAACCCCGCGACGCAGCAUCAGCAGCCGCAACAGCCGCAACCCAGAAAUCUGCUGAACUCGGAACAUCAGCCAUCCUCCACACCACAAUGGGCGACAUCCACCUGCGCCUCUUCCCCAGUGCAGCCCCCAAAGCCGUCGAGAACUUCACGACACACGCCAAGAACGGCUACUAUAACAACACGAUCUUCCACCGCGUGAUUCGCAAGUUCAUGAUUCAGGGUGGUGACCCGCUGGGCGACGGAACAGGCGGCGAGUCGAUCUGGGGCGGGGAGUUCGAGGAUGAAUUCUCGUCUCUCAAGCACGACAAGGCUUAUACAUUGUCCAUGGCGAAUGCGGGACCGAAUACGAACGGCUCCCAAUUCUUCAUUACGACGGAGAAGACGCCGUGGUUGGAUGGGAAACAUACGGUUUUUGGCAGGGCCGUGCAGGGACUCGAUGUUGUGCAUAAGAUUGAGAACGUUAAGACGGUCAAGGAGAAGCCGGAGGUUGACGUGAAGAUUGUUAGUAUUUCUGUCUCAUGA
Molecule: messenger RNA, 1890 nt
Organism: Aspergillus mulundensis
Lineage: Eukaryota; Fungi; Ascomycota; Eurotiomycetes; Eurotiales; Aspergillaceae
Product: WD40 repeat domain-containing peptidylprolyl isomerase
Exons: 3
Coding region: 1-1890 (629 amino acids)
Biological process (GO): protein folding; protein peptidyl-prolyl isomerization
Molecular function (GO): protein binding; peptidyl-prolyl cis-trans isomerase activity
Source: RefSeq, a predicted model, not a curated record